Dendronephthya gigantea is the source of this 1233-nucleotide messenger RNA. Its product is annotated as ribonuclease P protein subunit p40-like. Gene Ontology annotation, cellular component: multimeric ribonuclease P complex; ribonuclease MRP complex. Lineage: Eukaryota; Metazoa; Cnidaria; Anthozoa; Malacalcyonacea; Nephtheidae. Gene Ontology annotation, molecular function: ribonuclease P activity; ribonuclease MRP activity. Gene Ontology annotation, biological process: endonucleolytic cleavage in ITS1 to separate SSU-rRNA from 5.8S rRNA and LSU-rRNA from tricistronic rRNA transcript (SSU-rRNA, 5.8S rRNA, LSU-rRNA); tRNA 3'-end processing; tRNA 5'-leader removal. The record is from RefSeq and is a predicted model, not a curated record. Bases 1 to 1092 code for a protein of 363 amino acids. The transcript is spliced from 9 exons.
AUGGCGGCAAAACUUUUGGAAUAUUCUCCAAAGAGAAGAAUGAUUUUUGACAAGUUUUGUGGAAAGGAGGGUGAAGAAAAAUGCCUUAAAGUUAUCUCAAAGCAUCAUUUUAAUAUAAGCGUUGGAGUACUGGUACCUUCAUUUUCCACAGAGAAAUUACAUGAAUGCAUUUCUAAACUUUUGUUUACUGAUUUUUCUUGCCUGGCUGAAGUUUCUCUCACUGAAAUAAUAAACGCUGAAUUUAUCUCGAAAUUUGUGAGACCAGGUUCCAUUUGUGCCCUUAGUCAUGGGACAAAAAUUGAUACAUCUGAUUGUGCAGCGCUACUGCCCACAGGUAUACUUCAUCUGUCACUUACUAAAGACUCUUAUGAAAGUCUUGGUAUUCAGGGAAAACCUUCUGCAUUUAAUAAUAAUCUCAGAUUUGAUAUUGAAAUCAAUUUAUUGGCACCAUACUUCAAACCAAACAAGAAAUAUUUUGAACGUGUUUCAAGAGGUUUCUUUAGGACUGGAUUGAAAUUUAAAUUCCUAUUUUCCAUGAAAGCAGAAUGUAAAGAUACUUGUGAACAAAAGCUUGACUCAUAUUUCAUAUCACUUGGUAUUUCUUGUAAAACAUUUGAAUGUAAAAAGGAAGUAAAGGCAUUCCUGGAAGUGAACAUCCCCAUAAUUUCAUUCAACAAUGAAGCAUUCCUGGAAAUUGAUUCACAAUGUAAUGCCAUGGAUUUCCAUGAAUGGUUAGGCAGUCUUGUAUGUGGAGUUGACUGUUCGAAAGCCGCUUCUGAUAGUUUUGUGAACACAUUAUCAUGUCCAGCACCAAACCAGCCUGACAAAGCAGCAUAUCAUAAAUGGACAGGAUUUAUCAAUUCAAGCGCUGUUUGCAAUUUGAUCAAAUCAGCGAGGGAAAUACUUGAUAGAAAUCCAGAACUCCCUUGGUUUAGUAUAAUGAUAUGGGGAUUUAGUGACACUCCAGUUUCAUGGCAAGAUCAUUGCCAUGGGUACUUCUUAUGUGGCGACAACCACUCCACAGUAAUCAUGUUUCAGAAGGAACAGAUGUGGAUGUACAGGAUGCUAGGGGAGCAUGAUGAACAACCAUGAUACUAUUCAGGGUUCCUGUGUUGUUGCCUGUGGAUACAAGGUGGAAUAUAGGGCAGGCUGUGGUGAUAACUGACUUCAGGUUGUUCUGGUUUGUCUUUUGAAAUGUUCGGAAUUGGAUGGUUCCUGUCCGUGAUGUCUGAA